Molecule: messenger RNA, 1376 nt
Organism: Calidris pugnax (ruff)
Lineage: Eukaryota; Metazoa; Chordata; Aves; Charadriiformes; Scolopacidae
Gene: PPP1R7
Product: protein phosphatase 1 regulatory subunit 7
Exons: 11
Coding region: 113-1177 (354 amino acids)
Molecular function (GO): protein binding
Source: RefSeq, a predicted model, not a curated record
GGUUGCCGGAAGGGGCGGUGGGAGGAGAGGCAAUAUGGCGACGGAGAGCGGAGAGGGGCCGCAGGAGAUGAUGGAGGUCUUCUUCCCAGAUUGUUGGUUUUAGGAAGAUGUGAUGGGAGGAAAAAGUACAUCCAAAAUCAAAGUAGAAACAAGGGUUGAUAAGCGGAUUGAAUCGGAGGAGUCUGGAGACGAAGGAGGGAAGAAGCAAGCAGUUCGCUUAGUAACAGACCUCAGUCAGCAGAGCCUGAGAGAUGAGCAGAAUGGUGAGAACGCAGGAGAAGCAGAGACACCAGUGGACAUGGAGACAAUUAGCCUGGACCCAGAAGCUGAGGAUGUUGACUUGAAUCACUUCCGAAUUGGGAAGAUUGAAGGAUUUGAGGUGCUCAAGAAAGUGAAGACUCUCUGUCUCCGUCAGAAUUUGAUUAAGAACAUUGAGAACCUGGAGCAAUUGCAGACCUUGCGGGAACUGGAUCUCUAUGACAAUCAAAUUCGGAAGAUCGAGAACUUGGAGUCUCUAGUGGAACUUGAGAUCUUGGACAUCUCCUUUAAUGUUCUGCGACACAUUGAAGGACUAGAUCGGCUUACUCAACUUAAAAAACUCUUCCUCGUCAACAACAAAAUCAGCAAAAUUGAGAAUUUGAGCAGCUUGCAGAUGCUACAGAUGUUAGAGUUGGGAUCCAAUCGAAUUCGGGCAAUUGAAAACAUCGACACUUUGGCUAAUCUUGACAGUCUGUUCCUUGGGAAGAAUAAAAUCACCAAGCUCCAGAACCUGGAUGCGCUGACAAACUUGACUGUGCUCAGUAUACAGAAUAACCGUCUGACCAAGAUUGAGGGGCUGCAGAGCUUGGUGAAUUUGCGUGAGUUGUACCUCAGCCACAAUGGCAUCGAAGUCAUCGAGGGACUGGAGAACAAUAACAAACUCACAAUGCUGGACAUUGCAUGCAACAGGAUCAAGAAGAUUGAAAAUAUCAGUCACCUAACAGAGCUGCAGGAAUUCUGGAUGAAUGAUAAUCUCGUCGAGAGCUGGAGUGACCUGGAUGAGCUGAAAGGAGCGAAGAACUUGGAAACUGUGUAUCUGGAGCGAAAUCCCUUGCAGAAGGAUCCCCAGUACCGGCGCAAAAUCAUGCUGGCCCUUCCAACUGUCCGGCAGAUUGAUGCCACGUUUGUUCGAUUCUGAGCCUCCUGCUGCCCUCUCUCUCCUGUCCUCUUUGGAGACAUGUCCCAACUGGGUUUUUUUUAUCCACUUACCACUCCCCAGGUCUUCAGUACACUGACACUCAUAAAGCAAAUGGUCAAUGAAAAGCACUGAAUACCAGAUCUUGUGUACAAUGCACUUGUUGUUUUUGAAAUGUUGUUAUUAAAUCUUAACACAAGAG